CCAUGUGAAACCGUUUAUGCCGAUCUGAAUCUUCCCUUAAACCCCAAAUUGUCGUUGUCUUCGUAAUUUCGUAAAACCGUCCCUCUCUCUCGCUCGUCCGCCCUCGCCCGCAAGUUCCAGUCUGCCAUCUCUAUCCUCGUACUUACGGUGAUAUUGCUGAUUCUUUGUAUUUCUUAGAGAAUGACCGCUGUCUAGAUUUUUCAACAGUUGAAUAAAGAAGUAUCUUGACCACCUCCCACUUAACAAAAGAGUCAAAUGAGCUUAGUUUUGAGAUUAACGCAUCAUUUAUCAAAUGGGAUUUGUAAAAAGCCCAUUGUCUCCUCUUUCGUGCUCCUGAAUAUUUUAGACUUCAACAAAAGAGUGAUGUCUCGAGGCUUUGGCCAGACCGCUAGGAAAGAGGUGGUGGAGGAAGAUGACGAAGAGGUAGAAAUCGAUCAGAGAAGGCUACCGGCUGAUUAUGACCCAGCUACUUUUGAUCCAACGGAGCAUCGUAGUCCUCCUACUGAGCGUGUUUUCAGGCUUGUAGAUGAAAUUGCUAAUCUCACAUUGGCUGAAGUUGCUGAACUGGGUUCGAUUAUAAUGAAGAAGAAAGGAAUGAUGGAACCACCAGUAGUUGGGGUUAUGAAGCCUGGUGCUGCUGGAGUGAUGGGCAUGGCAGCAAUGAAAGGGGCAAGUGCAGGAGCAUUGGCUAAGGAGGAGAAAAAACCCGAAAAAACAGUGUUCGAAUUGAAAUUGGAGUCUUAUGAAGCAGCUGCUAAGAUUAAGAUAAUUAAGGAGGUAAGAACUUUUACUGAUUUGGGACUUAAGGAAGCGAAAGAUUUGGUGGAGAAAACACCAUCUGUAUUGAAAAGGGGUGUAUCUAAGGAAGAAGGCGAGCAAAUUAUUGAGAAGUUGAAAGCUCUUGGUGCAAAAGUAGUAAUGGAAUGAAUGGAAAAGGUUUUUGACGGCAAGGGUCAUCUUUGCGGGACUCUUUUGAUUGUUCUCUUAGGCACUUCAACUUCUCCACCGUUUACUAGAACUUUUAUUUUGAGGUCAUGGUGUGUUUGUGUUGAUGUCUGAGCUUAUGAAGCUGAUACUUGUGAAGUGUGAACAAUGCCUCAAAGGUCUGCUGCAUGUUAGACCCUUUUUUUGCAGAGGAGUUAUUGAAUAUGUCUAGCAUUCAAUGUUAUCUUAUUUCAUGUUGUUUCUGUGAUGAUCCAUUAUUCCAAUAAGAAAACUGAACUUUAGAGAAUAUCUCAAGUUUUUUCUUUCCAAUUUAGUUUGUUGAUGCGUGCUGAUAUGGAUCUUUUUUUGGGUGGAAUUUCCCCCAUUAAGUUGAUAAGAAAUGCACCCCCUCUCCCCAGUGAAGUGCUA
Molecule: messenger RNA, 1353 nt
Organism: Tripterygium wilfordii
Lineage: Eukaryota; Viridiplantae; Streptophyta; Magnoliopsida; Celastrales; Celastraceae
Product: 50S ribosomal protein L7/L12-like
Exons: 2
Coding region: 256-927 (223 amino acids)
Biological process (GO): translation
Cellular component (GO): ribosome
Molecular function (GO): structural constituent of ribosome
Source: RefSeq, a predicted model, not a curated record